AUGGUUGUGAUAGCAUUGUGGCCAUACGACUUCGACCGUCAUUUGCCAACAAUGAUCCGAGGCCGUUAUGGAAUAUCUUCUCUGUUGAACGUAUUGUGGUACGCUUUCUGGCAGUUUAUCUGCCUCCACAUAACUAUCUUUAAUGCCGUAACUGUGAUGAAUAACAUGAACAAUCUGGGCGAGGAAUUUAUACAAAUGACGAACGCAAUACUCUACGGAAGCAUGUUCAUAGUUAAUGUUUAUUCCCGAUGGAACUACAAACGAAGCGUCAAAUUAUUCAGGAUGAUGGCGGAUAAUUUUAAGCGUCGAUCUGCAUUCGGAAUCACUUACGUCGAGUACGAAUCAACCAAGCGGUUAGUGCGCAGUUUUUUCAAAGUAUGGGUAUCCACAUGCUCCGCUGUAGCAUUGCAUUGGGCUGUGAUACCAGUCCUGCAAUGGGAGAGAGUCCUGCCAAUGAAAUGCUGGUACCCCAUAGAUGUGAGUUAUUCCCCUAUGUUCGAGAUAGCCUAUAUGCUUCAAGUUAUUGGGCAGCUACAGAUCGGAUUAACGUAUGGAACGACAGCUUCUUUACUUAUGGCGAACGUCUUCAUGGUUUGUGGGCAAUUUGGUUCACUUUGCUGUAGCUUGAGGAACUUGUACAAUACAGCUAUGAUUAAUGAAGGCGGCUAUCAACGUCAACUCGUAAUGCUACAAAAUCUAUAUAAAACAUACCUACAAAGUACGAACAGUUCUUGGUUCGAAAAGGAGUCAAUAGAAGAUUUAUCGAUAGCUCGGAAAACAGCAAUCAAACAUCUCAAAACACCGUCCGCGAAGCAUCGUUAUUUAAUGCAACUAUCGAAUGAGUUGGCAACAGCUCUGGAUGACUGUGUUGACCAUCACGCUAUGUUGAUUGAUUUCUGUCAUCAUAUGGAAGAGUGUUUUCAUCCCUUCAUAACGAUAACUUUCGGUCAAGAGCUCUCGAUGCUGUGUCUUCUAGCCUACAGUGCGACCAUGGACAAUUUAAGUGCAAUGAGGGUGGCAAAUAUUAUCGAAUACUUUCUCGUAGCCGUGUCCACGCUGGUUUGGAUGUGUUACUUAGGACAGUUAUUAAAAACUCAGAAUCCCAAAGUAAUUGAUGCGUUGAUGAGUUCUCCUUGGAAUGAAUGUGGAGUAGCUUUCCGUCAGAGGGCUCUAAUGAUACUAGCAAACUCGAUGAAACCGCUGAAGCUAACGGUGUUCAAGAUGCACGAUUUGGAUAUCAGAGCAUGUCUUUCGGUAUGA
Messenger RNA from Toxorhynchites rutilus septentrionalis, 1260 nucleotides. Its product is annotated as odorant receptor 83a-like. Bases 1 to 1260 code for a protein of 419 amino acids. The transcript is spliced from 3 exons. Gene Ontology annotation, cellular component: plasma membrane. Gene Ontology annotation, molecular function: odorant binding; olfactory receptor activity. Gene Ontology annotation, biological process: sensory perception of smell; detection of chemical stimulus involved in sensory perception of smell. The record is from RefSeq and is a predicted model, not a curated record. Lineage: Eukaryota; Metazoa; Arthropoda; Insecta; Diptera; Culicidae.